Messenger RNA from Rangifer tarandus platyrhynchus (Svalbard reindeer), 807 nucleotides. NCBI's taxonomy places the organism in Eukaryota, Metazoa, Chordata, Mammalia, Artiodactyla, Cervidae. The record is from the annotation of a GenBank genome assembly.
AUGCGCAGUGCCUGCCCGGGGCCAGUCGGGUGGUACAGCGCCUGCGCGAUUCCGCCGGGGGGGAGGGGGACGCGAACAGGCAGCGCGGCCGGCGCCUGCGCAGCGACGCGUGUGGGCGGGGCCCGCGCCGCGCCUGCGCAGUCCUCGGCGGUCGUGGGGGGACGGACAAGAGGCGGGCCUGGGGGCGGGGGAGCUGUGAGGGAGGCUGGGCCGGGCUGGGCCGGGCUGGGCCGGGCGGACGGCGCCGCGGGCUUGGCUGCCGCCCUGAGGCCGGACUCAACGGAUUCGGGCCGCGCCACCGGGCGAGCUCGCCGCCCGGCCCCGGCCCGCGGAGCCAGCGAGCGAGCGAGGCGGCGGCGGCGGCGCGCGGUAAGAGCCUGCUCCGGGCCCCCUCAGCACGAGCGACGGCCGGCGCGCCUCUUCACCUCAGCGCCGCCCGCGCGGCCCGGCCCCGGCGGCCCCGCGGACCCCGGCGGCCCGCGCCUGCGCCGUCCCCUCCCGGGCCCCCCGGCCCGGCGCGCGCCUGCGCUGGCCGCUCCAGGGCCCCGUAGCCUCCCGCGAGGCGCCCUCCCCUCGCGCCCCAGGAGCGGCCGGGGCCACCGCUCCACAGCCCCUGGCCGCCGGUACUCUGGCCCCCCAUCCCCCGGCUGGCUCCCUGGCUUCGGGCCUCCUGCGGGCUCCGCUUCCGCCGGCCGCGCGCCCCCCUCCCUCCACCCACACCUGCGACCCGUUCUCUGCUGGCGGCGUCAGCCCGGGGCGGACGGAGGGUCCUUAAUUCUCCAUACCCGGUUCAUGGCUUCGGGUUGA